CAAAGAAUAUUCAUACAGAAAGUUUCAAAUGCAACAGGUGUUUGACUUGCAUUUGACCGGUCGACCAGCCGUCUUCCUCCUCUCGAGGCAACAGCUCGGCGAGGUAAAGCGAUAGACGAAGAAGAAAAAACAACCAAAGGCGGAACCUUUAUCACGCCAGCAAAUUGGUCGGCAAGCAAGAAAGUCCGACGAGCUUCUCUAAUCUCUGGUCGCCGAUGGUUGGCGUCCGCAGGCAUCAGAUGUGCAAGACCAAGAGUGCCACGGCCACCUCCAUGGCCCGCUCCUCCGCCACCACCCCGACCACGGCGACCGCCCACGGCCGCCGCUCGCCCCGCGGGAACACGAACGGCAGCCACCCGGGGCCGACCUCCUACUCCACCUCCUCCGCGGCGCUCUCCACCUCCUCCUCCUCCGCGGCCUCCUCCCUGCAGGCGCUCAAGGACUCGCUCCCGGACCUGCCGCUCCUCCUCACCUUCGCCGAGCUCGCCGCCGCCACCAAGAACUUCUCGCCCGCGCACCGCCUCGCGCCGGGGUCGUCGACCAACUCGUUCCGGUGCGCGCUCCGGGGCCACCCGGCCGCCGUCUUCCGCCGCGCGCUGCGGCGGGACCCGGCCGAGGUGUCCGCCCGGCUCGCCGUGCUCGGCCACUGCCACCACGCCGCCAUCGCGCGGCUCUACGGCGCCGCGGCGUCCCCCGACGGCGCCCUCUUCCUCGCGUACGAGCUCGUCCCGGGCGCGGCGCCGCUCUCCGCGCUCCUCCGCGGCGCCUACAACCCGUCCUUCACGCCGCUGGCCUCCUGGCACUCCCGGCUCCGGCUCGCCGCCGACGCCUGCGACGCGCUCAGCUACGUGCACCUCCAGGCCGGGACGGUCCACAACCGCCUCUCCUCCUCCUCCGUCCUCGUGUGCGGCCAGGGCCCGCUCCUCCGGGCCAAGCUCGCGCACUUCGGGUCCGCGGACCUCGCCGGGGAGCUCCCUGACGACGAAUCCGGGGACGGCAAGGAGGCCAGGCACCGGCGCACGGGCAGCCGAGGGAGGCGGAUCGAGGGGACGCGCGGGUACAUGGCGCCGGAGCUGACCGCGGGCGGGUCGCCGACGCGGCGGUCGGACGUGUUCGCGCUGGGCGUGCUGCUGCUGGAGCUGGUGUCCGGGCAGGAGCCGGUGCGGUACGAGUUCAACAAGGCGACCGGGGACUACGAGCGGACCUCGCUGAUCGAGAGCGCCUCCGCCGCGUCGGCGACCGGCGGCGGGGAGGGGAUGCGGCAGUGGGUGGACCGGCGGCUCAAGGACUCGUUCCCCAUCGAUGCCGCGGAGGCGCUCACCACGCUGGCGCUGCAGUGCGUGUCCAAGGACCCCGCGGCGCGGCCGGACAUGUCGUGGGUGGCCGCCAAGGUGUCCAAGCUGUUCCUGGAGGCGCAGGAGUGGGGCGACAAGUUCCGCGUCCCCACCGACAUCUCCAUCUCCAUGGCUCCCAGGUGAGCUCAGAACUCAGAUCCUAACUGCCGCCGAACGCCGUGGCCGAUUGAUUGCUCGCCGGAGCUGUGAUUCGGCUCCAAGUUGUCAGAGAAUUGUUGAGUGGAUGCCAUGGAAUUGUUGAUAGAUUAGUUGAUUGAUGUUGGAUGUUGCCGUGGCUAUCACAUGCGUGUGAUGCUAACAACAGAUGAGUGCUACCGCUCGCUGCUAAUGUGGACAUGUGUACAGAUAAAUCACCAUUGGCGUCUUUGUCCUCUU
Messenger RNA from Triticum aestivum (bread wheat), 1730 nucleotides. RefSeq names its product lysM domain receptor-like kinase 3. Bases 216 to 1478 code for a protein of 420 amino acids. Gene Ontology annotation, molecular function: ATP binding; protein kinase activity. The record is from RefSeq and is a predicted model, not a curated record. The transcript has a single exon. Gene Ontology annotation, biological process: protein phosphorylation. Lineage: Eukaryota; Viridiplantae; Streptophyta; Magnoliopsida; Poales; Poaceae.